Molecule: messenger RNA, 930 nt
Organism: Lathyrus sativus (Indian pea)
Lineage: Eukaryota; Viridiplantae; Streptophyta; Magnoliopsida; Fabales; Fabaceae
Source: the annotation of a GenBank genome assembly
AUGGAACGGUGGAGUGGAGUUUUCAGUGUCCCCUUGCAUUCUAACACCCGGACAUUCCAUAGAGUUGGUGCUUCUCUUUGCCUUUCUUCUCAAACUAAAACUUUCACUGUGCCUAUUGCGAAUGCCAUAUUUUUCUGUGGUGAUCGAGUUGAAAGGACCGGUAACCCAUUGAUCGAGAAGCUUUCAGAUUUGCAAAAGCUAUCUGAAAUCGUCGUGUUAAAAUUCGGUUCUUCCAUCAAUGCUUGGGUUAUUGAGGCUUCUGUUUUUAAUGGACCUUUUGCGGUCUAUAACGACUUUAUACCAUCCGUGAAUCAAUAUGGAGAGCCAAAGGCAUACUGUCCGAUUGGAUUCCCGGCAUCCACGUCGACCGUCUCACUUCUAUCGAAUUGCCUUGAACAAGUAACAAAAAUAAUUUCAGGAAGUCAAGUAGACACUCCUUGUAGUUUACAUCAACCUAAGACAUUCAUCCUCGGAUUUAGCAAAGGUGGAACUGUACUUAAUCAGAUGGUUACUGAACUCGGCUUCUCAGAUAUUGGAUCUAAUGUGAUUUCAACUGGUGCGGAGAUUUGCGUAGUACCUAAAACAAAAGAAGCUUUACUAAACAGCAUCAGUGAGAUUCAUUAUGUUGAUGUUGGUUUGAACUCAACCGGUGCAUACUUGACAAACCGUGAUGUGUUUGAGAGAAUCUCGGGAAGGCUCGUACAAGGAGCUCCUCGACUUCGUUUUGUCCUUCACGGAACACCGAGACAGUGGAAUGACAAGCAGCGAGACUGGAUACGGAAGGAGAAGGACGAAAUGCUGCUUCUGCUUGAAUCGGAAGCUGGCAAAAGCGGGGGAAAGCUUGAAUUUUUAUCGAGGUAUUAUUUUGCUGAUAAGCCUCCGAAUUUGCAGAUGCACUUUGAAAUAAUUGAAAACUUAGAUGUAAGUUAG